UUGAAUAUGAAGGACUACCAGCGCAAGUUUAUUGAGUUUGCUAUCAAAAAUGAAGCACUCAAGUUUGGUUCAUUCACUCUUAAAUCCGGUCGCACUUCUCCCUACUUUUUCAAUUCUGGUCUGUUUGCUAAAGGUGAAGCAUUGGCCCAGCUUGGAGGGUUCUAUGCUGAUGCACUACAGGAUUCUGCUAUCAAGUACGAUGUUCUUUUUGGACCAGCUUACAAGGGGAUUCCCCUUGUGUCUGCCGUAGCUAUUGCUCUUUCAAACAGAUAUGGCGUGAAUGCUUCUUAUAGCUUCAAUCGCAAAGAAAAAAAAGAUCAUGGCGAAGGCGGUAGUAUUGUUGGAUCGAAGCUUGUUGGUGAUGUUGUGAUUGUAGACGAUGUAAUCACUGCUGGAACUGCUAUUCGUGAAAGUUUCCAAAUCAUUACGGCAGAAGGUGCGCAACCUCGAGGCGUACUGAUCUCGUUGGAUCGUCAAGAAAAGGGUGCGAAUACUGACAAGUCUGCCAUUCAGCAGGUGGAAGAUGACUAUGGAGUUCCUGUCUUGUCAAUCGUCACUCUAUCACAUGUUAUUGAAUAUCUUGCUGAAGUUGGUGGGUAUGAGUCUCAGCUUGCCAGCGUCACUGCAUACCGCACUCAAUGGGGAAUUUAAAUUCGAAUCAUGACAUGUGAGCUGCACUACUCGAUACAUUU
Molecule: messenger RNA, 692 nt
Organism: Batrachochytrium dendrobatidis JAM81
Lineage: Eukaryota; Fungi; Chytridiomycota; Chytridiomycetes; Rhizophydiales
Exons: 1
Coding region: 7-651 (214 amino acids)
Biological process (GO): 'de novo' pyrimidine nucleobase biosynthetic process; pyrimidine nucleotide biosynthetic process; pyrimidine ribonucleoside biosynthetic process
Cellular component (GO): cytoplasm
Molecular function (GO): orotate phosphoribosyltransferase activity
Source: RefSeq, a predicted model, not a curated record